Sphaeramia orbicularis (orbiculate cardinalfish) is the source of this 9698-nucleotide messenger RNA. It is a transcript of the gene lrp6, whose product is annotated as low density lipoprotein receptor-related protein 6. The coding region runs from base 1 to 4854 and encodes 1617 amino acids. The record is from RefSeq and is a predicted model, not a curated record. Gene Ontology annotation, molecular function: Wnt-protein binding; Wnt receptor activity. Gene Ontology annotation, biological process: canonical Wnt signaling pathway; nervous system development. The transcript has 23 exons. NCBI's taxonomy places the organism in Eukaryota, Metazoa, Chordata, Actinopteri, Kurtiformes, Apogonidae.
AUGGGUGUCGUGCUGCGGAGUCUGUUGUUGUGUAGUUUUUGUUUGCUCAUACAAGGUGUGCCACUGCUGCUGUAUGCAAACAGACGGGACCUGCGGCUCGUGGAUGCAGCACAUGAGAAGGCCAACGCCACGGUGGUGGUGGGGGGGCUGGAGGAUGCUGCCGCUGUGGACUAUGUCUACUCCCAGGGCCUCAUUUACUGGAGCGAUGUGAGUGAGGAGGCCAUCAAACGCACUGUCUUCAAUCAGUCAGGGGCCAGCGCGGUGCAGACGGUGGUACCGGGCCUGGCCUCCCCUGAUGGACUCGCCUGUGAUUGGAUAGGGAGUAAACUUUACUGGACAGACUCAGAAACCAAUCGAAUUGAGGUGGCAGAGCUGGAUGGAUCUCUGAGGAAAGUUUUAUUCUGGCAAGAGCUGGACCAGCCAAGGGCCAUCGCUCUGGAUCCAGGACGAGGGUACAUGUACUGGACAGACUGGGGUGAGAUCCCAAAAAUCGAGCGGGCAGGGAUGGACGGGACCAAUCGCUCCAUGAUCAUUGAUAAGGACAUCUACUGGCCCAAUGGGCUGACGCUAGACUAUAGUCAGCAGAAACUGUACUGGGCCGAUGCCAAACACAACUUCAUCCAUCGCUCCAACCUGGAUGGCUCCUCCAGGGAGGUGGUGGUUAAAGGAGAACUGCCCCACCCCUUCGCCUUGACCCUGUAUGAAGAAACACUGUUCUGGACAGACUGGAACACCCACUCCAUCCACUCCUGUCGGAAACAGACUGGAGCUAACCAACGCGUCGUCCACUCCAACAUCUUUUCACCCAUGGACAUUCAUGUCUUCAGCCCUAAGAGACAACCUCUCUCAAUGACGAGUCAGUGUUCUGUGAAAAACGGCGGCUGUUCACACCUCUGUCUGCUGUCUCCGGUGAAGCCCUUCUAUCAGUGUGCCUGUCCCACUGGAGUCCAGCUGCUGGAGGACGGAAAGACCUGCAGAGAUGGUGCCACUGAGAUGCUGCUAUUGGCUCGGCGAACUGAUCUGCGGCGCAUCUCUCUGGACACACCAGACUUCACUGACAUCAUCCUGCAGGUGGAUGACAUCCGCCACGCCAUCGCCAUUGACUACGACCCAGUGGAAGGAUACAUCUAUUGGACAGACGACGAUGUGAAAGCCAUCCGCCGCUCCCUGCUGGACGGCAGUGAUGCUCAGUUUGUGGUCACAUCACAGGUGAAUCACCCUGAUGGCAUUGCUGUCGACUGGAUCGCCCGAAAUCUGUACUGGACUGACACGGGAACGGACCGCAUUGAGGUGACGAGGCUCAACGGAACCAUGCGCAAAAUCCUCAUUUCUGAAGACCUGGAUGAGCCCAGAGCCAUCGUAUUGGACCCAAUGGCCGGGUAUAUGUACUGGACCGACUGGGGCGAGGUGCCAAAGAUCGAGCGUGCCGAUCUGGACGGGAUGGAACGAGUGGUGAUGGUCAACACGUCGCUGGGCUGGCCCAAUGGCCUUGCACUUGACUAUGAUGAACGCAAGAUCUACUGGGGAGAUGCCAAGACAGAUAAGAUUGAGGUGAUGAACAUGGACGGGACUGGCCGACGUAUCCUGGUGGAGGACAAACUUCCUCACAUCUUCGGCUUCACACUGCUGGGUGAUUACAUCUACUGGACAGACUGGCAGCGCCGGAGCAUCGAACGGGUCCACAAACGCACAGCAGAACGCGAGUUCAUCAUCGACCAGCUGCCUGAUCUGAUGGGCCUGAAGGCCACAAACGUACACAAAUCCUUUGGUACAAACCCAUGUGCAGAGAACAAUGGCGGCUGCAGCCACCUGUGCCUUUACAAGCCACAGGGUGUGCAGUGCGGAUGCCCCAUUGGCCUCGAACUCAUCUCCGACAUGCAAACCUGCAUUGUACCUGAGGCCUUCCUGCUUUUCUCCCGUCACACCGAUAUCCGCCGCAUCUCCCUGGAAACCAACAACAACAAUGUGGCCAUCCCUCUCACCGGCGUCAAAGAGGCCUCUGCACUUGACUUCGACGUCACCGACAAUCGCAUCUAUUGGACCGACAUCACAUUGAAGACCAUCAGUCGGGCCUUCAUGAAUGGCAGCGCCUUGGAGCACGUGGUGGAGUUUGGUCUGGAUUACCCAGAGGGCAUGGCAGUGGACUGGCUGGGAAAGAACCUGUACUGGGCUGACACUGGCACCAACCGCAUCGAGGUGGCCAAACUGGAUGGACAACACCGGCAGGUCCUGGUCUGGAAGGAUCUGGACAGUCCCCGAGCGCUGGCUCUGGACCCUGCUGAAGGGUACAUGUACUGGACAGAGUGGGGUGGAAAGCCCAAGAUUGACCGAGCAGCCAUGGAUGGAACUGGUCGUAUCACACUGGUGGCUGAUGUGGGUCGGGCCAACGGACUCACCAUCGACUAUGCCGAGCGCCGUCUGUACUGGACUGACCUAGACACCACCCUCAUAGAGUCGUCCAACAUGCUGGGUCAGGAUCGUGAGGUGAUUGCUGACGACCUCCCUCACCCCUUCGGCCUCACCCAGUACCAGGACUACAUCUAUUGGACUGACUGGAGUCAACGCAGCAUUGAACGUGCCAACAAGACCAGUGGGCAGAACCGCACUGUCAUCCAGGGCCACCUGGACUACGUCAUGGACAUCCUGGUAUUCCACUCCUCACGACAGGGUGGCUGGAAUGCCUGCGCCUCCACCAACGGACACUGCUCCCACCUCUGCCUUGCCGUCCCUGUCAGCAGCUUCGUUUGCGGAUGUCCCGCCCACUUCUCCCUCAACUAUGAUAACAAGACCUGUAGCGCUCCAACAUCCUUCCUGCUGUUCAGCCAGAGGACAGCCAUAAACCGUAUGGUGAUUGAUGAACAGCAGAGUCCGGACAUCAUCCUGCCCAUUCAUAGCCUGAGGAACGUCCGUGCCAUUGACUACGACCCCCUGGACAAACAGCUGUACUGGAUUGACUCCAAGCAGAACGUCAUCCGCCGUGCUCAAGAGGAUGGAAACCAGAGUAUGACUGUGGUGUCAACCUCGGUGGGCGGGCCCAGUCAGGGUCUGCAGCUGUACGACCUCAGCAUUGACAUCUACAGCCGCUUCAUCUACUGGACCAGUGAGGUCACCAAUGUCAUCAAUGUCACCCGUACUGACGGCAGCAGAGUGGGCGUGGUACUGAGGGGGGAGCACGACAAACCCAGAGCCAUCGUUGUCAACCCAGAGAGAGGGUACAUGUACUUCACCAACCUGCUGGAGCGCUCACCAAAGAUCGAGAGGGCAGCGCUGGACGGCACGGAACGCGAGGUUUUGUUUUUCAGCGGUUUGGGGAAACCUGUUGCCCUGGCCAUCGACAACGAGGUGGGGAAGCUGUUCUGGGUCGACUCGGACCUGAAACGCAUCGAGAGCAGUGACCUCUCUGGUGCUAAUCGUAUCGUGAUAGCUGACUCAAACAUCCUGCAGCCAGUCGGCCUGACGGUGUUUGGGAACCACCUGUACUGGAUCGACAAGCAGCAACAGAUGAUCGAACGCAUCGACAAGACGACAAGGGAGGGCCGCACCAAGAUCCAGGCACGCAUUGCCUAUCUGAGCGACAUCCACGCAGUCCACGAGCUUGACAUGAGAGAGUACAGUAAACACCCGUGUACCUGGGACAAUGGCGGCUGCUCCCACAUCUGUAUCGUGAAGGGUGACGGGACGACUCGCUGCUCUUGUCCCGUCCACCUGGUGCUACUGCAGGAUGAACUGUCCUGUGGAGAGCCGCCCACCUGUUCUCCUGAGCAGUUCUCCUGCACAUCUGGAGAGGUCGACUGCAUCCCACAGGCAUGGCGUUGUGACGGUUACCCUGAAUGCGAUGACAGCAGCGACGAGGAGGACUGUCCGGUCUGUUCCGAGUCUGAGUUCCAGUGUGACAGCCGGCAGUGCAUCGAUCUGAGCCUCCGCUGCAACGGAGAGAUCAACUGCCAGGACCGAUCGGACGAGAACAAAUGUGAAGUGCGUUGUCCUCCUGAUCAGUUCAGCUGCUCUAAUGGUCAGUGCAUUGGAAAACACAAGAAGUGCGACCACAACAUGGACUGUACUGACAACUCGGACGAGAUCGGUUGCUAUCCGACAGAGGAGCCUCCGCCUCCAUCAAACAACACCAUUGUUUCCAUCGUUUGCGUGGUCAUGGCGUUGUUUGUCGUUGGUGCCAUCUACUUUGUGUGUCAGCGCGUCCUCUGUCCGCAGAUGAAGGACGAUGGCGAGACGGUCACAAAUGACUUCGUGGUCCACGGCCCAUCAUCGGUGCCUCUGGGAUAUGUACCACAUCCAAGCUCCCUGUCCAGCUCACUGCCAGGUAUGUCCAGGGGGAAGUCUAUGAUUGGCUCCCUGAGCAUCAUGGGCGGGAGCAGUGGCCCACCGUAUGACCGAGCCCACGUCACCGGAGCCUCAUCCAGCAGCUCGUCCAGCACAAAGGGCACCUACUUCCCCCCGAUCCUGAAUCCUCCACCGUCUCCUGCUACAGUGCGUUCUCAGUACACCAUGGAGUUUGGUUAUUCCUCCAACAGCCCUUCAACACAUCGGUCCUACAGCUACCGGCCCUACACCUACCGACACUUUGCCCCACCCACCACCCCCUGCAGCACCGACGUGUGCGACAGCGACUACACACCGGGACGCCGGGUACCGCUGAAAUCCAGCGCCGCCGCCAAGGGCUACACCAGCGACCUCAACUACGACUCGGAGCCUUUCCCGCCACCGCCGACGCCCCGCAGCCAGUACCUGUCGGCGGAGGAGAACUGUGAGAGCUGCCCGCCGUCGCCUUACACCGAACGCAGCUACUCCCACCACCUCUACCCGCCACCGCCAUCACCCUGCACGGACUCCUCGUGAGCCUUGAAACCCCCUCCAUCCGCACAGCUCCGCCCCCUCAAUGUAAAUAGUAAUUGUGCAUAUCUGAGGUUAAAAAUGGGAAAGAGAGACUGAUCCAGGAGGACGAAAAAAGGAAAACAAAAGAGAAACGGGAGCUGCAGAACUUUGUACAUUAAAAAAGAGAAAGCAUAUUUAUAUAUUUUCUAUACAGUGUUUACUGAUAAUGCCAUAGAGGUUUGUAUUAAGAAAUUUGUACAUUUUUUAAGAAAAGGUUUUAUUAAAAUCAUCACAAAUAUAAGUUGCCUUAAACUAGGAGAAAAGAGGCUGAAGGACAAAAAGCACACAGCAGGACGUUUAACUUAUCUGAUGCCAAAUAUGACAAGCAGCAGCUACAGGUGGAGAAGAGAAGAGCUCCCCCUGGAGGCUCCUCCGCUCGGCAGCCAUCUGUCUGUCUGUAGUUACCAUGGAAACUGGAACAGGAGCAGCUGGAAACACAGAAUGUGGUACUGAGUCUUUGAUUUAGAUUUACCUCCUCUUUCAUUUACUAAACGGUUCGUAAGAUCAUGUCUGCUGUGGAUGUGAGUCGUGCAGAGCCACAAAAGCCAGAAGUCGAAGCUAAAACACUAACCGGCACAUAUUAAAAAGAACGAGCCAAUCAUAAGUAGUGAUGAUGCUGCUGGCAAAUUUGAAAAAACACUGAAGAGCCUGUAAGAGGACAUGAGCAAAACUUUUUUUACCAUGUUUCUUGACGUGCAACUGGGAAGAAAUCACAAGAAAUAAUUUCACGCACAAAACGUUAUCUGGAGUCCAGUAGGAAAUAUGUUUAGGGAAUUAAAAUGAUCUUAUUUGCUAAAGAAAAUAUCUGCACCUCAUUAGAAUAAAAAUAGAAACUGCCUAGAGCUCAUACAUUUCAUACACUAAUAAACAGUGCUGACGCCAGAAACUAUCCACAAGAUGGAACCUGUCGCUCAGGUUUCUUGUUUGCAAAAUAACAUCCAGUAAAACUAGAACCAAACUGUUACACUCAGCACAAUUUUUCCUUGCAUCACAGAAAUGAUCUUCAGAAGCCAUGUUGCACCUAUUGUAAACAAACGCUCAAUGAAACCAUGUCAAGCUCACAAGAAUAUAAAUAAGGCAAAAAAGCAUCUGAAAAAUCUGUGUUUCACCAGAAACUGACUUUGGUGCUUUAAAACUUUCUUGGAGGCACUAGAUAGUGUUCUUGCAAAACUCCCAAAACUAGAUGGUGUGGGACUGAUUCACAGGGUUUCUGUCAAUCUGGAACAAUGAGCUCGGCAGAAACCAUGUUGUCCAUACUGUAUUCUAAACUAUUUCAGGGCUGCUUAAGCAAUCUGCACUUCAGAUACACACUGUUUGGAGCUCUUUGGCAUUAACAUUGUCUUAGUAAGAAAGAUUAUCUUUUUGCUUUUUGAACUUAUUUGAAAAGUUCCAUAUGUAACAUCUUGAAAUUUUAUCUGAAUCUCCAGAAAGGAUCUGCUGUGCACUAAACUAUGUUGAGAAUUUCAGGCCAGUUGAAAUUGAUCUCUUAAAUAUAUGUAAUUCACACAAUUAAACAUCAAAAACCAUCCUGAACAUUCAGUCCAAUCCCUCUGAACAAUCUUAAAGCAUUAGACAUUAACUGGACUCAUUUUGAAAGCUCUCCUAAACCCUCAAAAGCAUACACUAAACCAUUUUGAGACCACAACUAGGUGUUUUUUACUCAACUAUCCAAAGUUCAGUAGACACUAUUAUUUCUUGAAUAUGUUACUGUGUAAAGCACACUAUGAACCAUUUAAAACCUAAAACAAUCUUGUGAGAAACCACUAGAAAAUGUUUUGCUUUUGUCUUGUCACAGCCUCUGUAUAAAAACUCUACAUGUGCCACUAUGUUAAAGAUUCUGAUGCCACAUGACUCACCUCCACCAAUCAGUGAUGUUCAGACAGGGUAUUAACCAAAAUGUACGCUUGUGUUCAACAUUUUCAGUCCUCAUUUAAAUCUUAGAACGCCUGACUGCAACCGUUUGUUUUGAGGUGAAAUGACCCAAAGCUGCACAGUGACUUUAUUGGAUUCUCUUCUGGAGGAAACAGCGUUUCUCAUAUACAACAUGAUCUUGUGCCUGACCAGUUACACAUCUUCAUAUGUUUUUGUUUUUUUAAUGUUAUGUUGAGGAAAAAAAACACAAAGGAAACCAGUGCCCACUAAAUGCUAUAUAGUAUUUUUGUACCACAUAUUGUGUAGAUAAAUGUAUUUAUAAGCUAUAUAGAAAAUCAUUGUAAAUCUAUCCAUUGAAUUCUUGCAGUACUUUUCAUUCCGUCUUUUUUUUAUAUUGCCUCAUUAUAUUUUUCUACAGAAUAUCACUCCAAACGUACGGCGACAAUCUCAGAUAGGUCAAAUCGAAGAACAUAUCCAGGUUUUUAGUCUGUUCAUGUGAAGUCAGUCUGAUGUUUGAAGGACUGAUGUGCCAAAAUAAUUUUUAACAGCGUGGAGGCAGGUGAAAGUGUCGGGGACCAGAGGUGAACAAAAGGCGGCAUUGACUCUGUUGCCUUGACGAUCACGUCUUUUUUUUUUUUUGGUUUUGUUUUAUUUUUGUAAAUCUGUUCUUGUCUUUGUGCUUCUCGUGACGACCAGACAGAAAUAUAUUUUUGAAGAUAACUUGCUACAUUGUCUAAUCACCGGGGGAACGUUUUCCCUCCUGUUCGGCUUCUGAAGGUCACAUCGAGGAGAGAAAAAAAAAAAUUAACACCAGCAAGAAACUGACAAUCUGAUGCUUUACAUACCCAUCAUAUUGUAUUAUUUGUAUGCACAUUAGUCUGUUGGCUUUCUCCAUUUGAUGUCAGGAGCUUGAAAGCACAGUGAGGUAUUUCAGUAUACGGAGACAGUUUGUUUCCCUGUGUUUUGAAAUUUUAUAGACAGUAAAAAAAAUACCAAGAAAUUAAUGAGAAUGUUUGGGGCUUGGUUUCUGAUAGUUGAAGAUGGAGCUGGGUGAUAAAAGCCAGAAAAUGUUGCUGGAAUUAAAAAAACUCAUCAGUCUAUCAAUUAUCACAGUAAAUGUUGAAUUAUUGUUUCUUUAAAGUUUAAAGGCUGAUACUUGCUCCCGAGUAAAAGUUGACAUUUUCCAAAUUGCAAAUUAUUUCAGAAAUUUACAGAUAAAACAGUUAUACAUUUCUCAAUGCUAUACAUUUUAUCUUUGAGUAAAAUUUGGUACAACUAAACUUUGAAUUAUUUUGUCGCUGUUUUAGUUAUUAUAAACAGAAUAAACCUAGUACCCAUUAUGUCACUUAAUAUUAAAAUGUUUUUCUUUCUUAUUGUUUUCUAACAAUGAUUUCUAAAUAAACUACAUUCACAAAAAUGUAAUUACCACUUAGCAGUUUUUCUGCCUCAAAUGAAAUACCAAGCCCUAAACUUCCCAAAAGUAGAAGUUAAUGUCCAAGAACAGAAUUUAUGUCAUCAAAAUAUACCUCUUACACCCUGAAAGAUGACUAGUUUUCAUUUUAUGUUGUGCAUAAUUCAGUGCAUGUUUCUCAUGAAUGAUCUUAAGUAUAUGACCAGGCUCAGUUACUGAUGAUGCUUUAUUUUGUGGAUAAUCACUGUUGGACUGAAAUUGUCAUUAAUUCACCAAUUCAUGACUUGUUUACCAAUAAUAACUUAUCCCCACAAAACAUUGAGAUCUCAUGCACAAUGUAAAACUGAUCCAUCAUUCAGGACUUGGGUGUUAAGAAGUUAAGUAAAUUGUCCCUAGACAAGUAAAAAAUUGCAGUUUUUUUUUCACUACAGUUACAAGUAGUAAUGUUACCAGAACAUCAAUCAAACCAACAAGAACCAGUGACGAUGCCAAAUGUCCAGUGUAUCUUGCACCAGUAAUUAUGUAUAUUUUUGGCUCCAUACAGCCUCCGUAGGUGAACAUGUACGAGCUACCUGUGGUACAAUCACUGACUGACACAUGCAGGGGUGUUUCAAGCCGACCGCACAUAUACUCGAUUUUAAAAAGCAUUUUUUUGGGAGAGGUUCUCAUUCUCUAACUGCACUUUACAGUACUUUUAUUCUUUGAACUGAUUUUCUGGUACAAAACUUGGUUGUCGUGCAGCUGGAGAAAUGUUGUGUAAAGGCGGAUGUUUGUUUUGAGUGUUGGCAAAAAGUCCAAAAUUAACUUGGAUGACUGACAUGGUGAAUUUUGGCUGUGAAUUUCAGAUUUUUUUUUUGUCUGGUUUGUGUCAGUGACAAAUAAAAGUGCAUCCGAGUAAAAGAAAAACUUGCCUGAACUGACUGAAAUGGCUGAAGUUAAGUGAGACAUAAGAACAGAUGUUAUUUGAAAGAAUUCAAAAAUACAAAAGGUACUGAUGACCAAGUUUAAGUGAAAAUUCAAGAGUGAAUUUUCUCCAGCUUUUUGUCAGAAAAUGAAAACCAGAACCAGACAAAUGAACAAUCUGAAUGUUUGUAAAAUAUAGUCAGUCUUUGACUUGUUUUUGGACAUUGGAGAUUUUGUAUAGAGAGGAAAGUGGCUGAAAAGGGUCAAAGAAAGUAGAACUGUUAAAGAUGUUGAAACGCUGAGGUUCAUUCAUUUUUUAAAAAAGCACUUUCGUCUUCGUUAUCAGAGGUUCAACAGGAAAACAGAAGUUUGUGUCGUUUUUUAAAUGUUAUUCUUCAUCUGUUCGGAUCUCAUGGUGCUUUGCGAGAAUCUGGAGAUGACCAACAUUUGGUUCGUCUUGUUCAUUUAAUUUCCACUAACUCGAUGUUUUUAUAUGAUGACUGCUUUACCUGUAAAACAGAUGGACCUGUACAGCCCAUCCAGCUGCCACCAUAAGCUGUUGUAACUCAUGAAAUGCUGAUUUUUUUUUUCUUUUUGUUAAAUAUAAGUGAGUGAACUUUUA